AUGAAGGAUAUUCAGACAGCUAUAUCACCACUAUUGGUAGUAUUGUGCUCAUGUGGAUUUGGAGUGUUUGAAUACCCUCAAAAUCAACCGAGAUUUUGUCUUACUAUUUUCUACGUUCUGAUGUCGUGGCUGUCUUAUGCUUACAUUGCCUUCAAAAUGGCAAUAUUUCUUCGAAAAAACGAACUUACCUAUACUACGAUUCAUUAUACUAAUAUGAUUUUUGCAAUACUGUACAUGUUGUCUAAUUUCUAUUAUUAUAAGAAAUUUAAAAGUUGUUUGGACGAACUAAAUAUUGUGAGCAACACAAUAGAAAAGUUGGGAACUUCGAAAAAUUAUGCAAAAUUAAGGAUACAAACUACAUGGUUGAUUACUGGCUGGAUCAUCUUGGUAUCUUUAAUAGAUAUAUACGAUUAUGUGUGGUACCGUGAACAUAUUCCUAGAUCUUACUCCAUAAUGGCAAUAUGUGCACCUAUUGGAAAUCAUCCCACUCAUAUCAACACUCUGUAUGAUUUUAUGUACAUGAUGCUGCUAAGAUACAUUGGAUUUCAAUUUGAGCAUGUUAACAAGUAUAUUCAAAAGUUAGCCGAGCAAAAGAAAGUAGGAUAUGCAUGGACAAAUUCUACUUUGCCCUUGACUCACCGACACAUAGCUGGCACCAAAACAUUAUCUAAACAAAAUAUAUGGAUUUUAAUGUAA
Messenger RNA from Trachymyrmex septentrionalis, 696 nucleotides. RefSeq lists its product as uncharacterized. Lineage: Eukaryota; Metazoa; Arthropoda; Insecta; Hymenoptera; Formicidae. The transcript is spliced from 3 exons. The record is from RefSeq and is a predicted model, not a curated record. The coding region runs from base 1 to 696 and encodes 231 amino acids.